AUGCCUCCGAGCACCGCGCGUCAGAGGGCUGACUUCUUCGUCGAGACUACAGACUACACUCCUAAGCCGGCAAGUAUUGCGAAUGCAACAGCUUUUGAGGUUAGCCUCGGUGUUGAUCACGCCUGCAUUGUCUUACCCAGCGUAUACGGCACCAACAAUUCGGUUCUUGUCGAUGCCCUGCGCAAACUCAACGGCACAUACCGCGGUGUGGCUGUCAUUGACCCAGAUGAUAUCACCAACACAACUCUCGAAGUAUUUCACGAGGCCGGCGUUCGAGGCUUAAGACUGAAUCUCGACAGUCAAAACAGCACAGAGGUUUUCGAGGCCGUUCGCAAGAACACAGAUGUGGCGAAACAGAUGAACUGGGUCUUGCAGCUCUACACGCCGCUUUCCUCCCUGGUCUACCUACACGACUUCAUCGUCGACUCCGGUGUUACUUUCGCGUUCGAUCACUUCGGCCAUACCCUGGUCGGGUCCAAGACCAACGUGAGUAUGAACACGUACGAUCCAUACCGAACACCAGGCUUCCGAGAGUUGAUCGACCUCGUGCAAAGGAAGAUCAUGUUCGUCAAGAUCUCAGGGCCUUAUAGGGACUCAAACCAGGCUCGUCUCUAUGAGGACAUGCGUGUUGUGGCGGAGACCAUCAUCAAUGCCGGUCCGGACAUGGUCGUCUACGCGAGUGACUGGCCGCAUACCAAAAGCAAGGAGGGCAAUGCCGCCGUGGGCGGUCGCCUCAACGAACAGGAUUUCAUGGACAUCAACGAUGCUGCCCUGGUCGAGAUCACGAAGGAUUGGGCUGGAAGUGAUGCUCAGAUCCAGCGGCUCUUUGUGGAUAACCCCAGGCGCCUGUGGCAGUGGUAUGAGGACUCUUAG
Diaporthe amygdali is the source of this 873-nucleotide messenger RNA. RefSeq lists its product as uncharacterized. Bases 1 to 873 code for a protein of 290 amino acids. The record is from RefSeq and is a predicted model, not a curated record. The transcript has 2 exons. Gene Ontology annotation, molecular function: hydrolase activity. Lineage: Eukaryota; Fungi; Ascomycota; Sordariomycetes; Diaporthales; Diaporthaceae.